UGUUUUUAAAAAAUAUUUGUUUAAUUUCAAACUUACAUUUUGCCGUUCAUACCUUUUUCUAUUGGGGAUUUUAAUUAGCAUAAAAAUUGGUCGUAGGUUCUGAGGUGAGGGGAUUGUCAUGAGACAAUUUCAUACGACAAGUUGGGCUGUACCCAACCCGCUGUGGGGCCGUACCCAUUUUUUAAAACUGACCCUUGUAUUUAUUAAAAUUCAGCUGUUAACAAUGUAAAAAAAAUUUUUGGAACAGUAUUAUAUUAAAUGAAAUUAGCUGCAACAAUAAUUCGACUUAAAAUUGGAGAUGAAAUUGAUGUCCGUGCAAACAGUCCUUCAAACGACAACAACAACGAAUUGCCUGAUCCAUCAAAUAUUUACACUUAUAUGUUGGGUAGAUUUGCUAGAAUAACUGGACUUGAACAUGAUAAUUUGUGUAAAUAUUUUGAAUUUAGCAGGUGUUUAACAAUACCCAACGGAUAUGCACUUCUUUCUGAACAUUAUUCUGACCCUUAUUUUCGAGAUGAUGGAUUUUUAAAUAACAAAUUAGGUAAUCAAAAUUUACAAUCGGUUUUUUCUGUGUCAAUUCAAGUUUGUUCAGCUUUGGAAUUUUGUCAUAAAAAUUGUUUUGCAAUUGGAUCCUUAAGUUUAGAUAAAUUAUAUGUUGUGCCCAAAAAGGAGAAUGAGAAAAUUCAUGUAAAACUCUCUCAAUUUGGCCUUUGUUUUAUUUCUGGAAUUUAUUACCACAAACUUCUAUCUUCCAAUGAAUUUCCUUUGUAUUUGGCGCCUGAACUUUUGUUAAAUUUACUUCCACAAGGAUUAGACCAUUCAAAUUAUUUUUGUGUGGAUAUUUGGUCUUUUGGAAUUUUAUUGAUUGAAUUAUUUACUGGAUGGAGAUUUUCUGAAGUUUUUUCUCGACGGCAAAUUUCCGACGUUUUAGCAACUUUACUUGUUAAAGAAAAUGAAGGCUCUAUUCUUCCUCAACUUCUAAACAAAAUAAAAAAUGUUUGCCCAGCAUUUGCCAAAAGACAAAAUUCUUUAAAUUCAGUUUAUCAAAUUAUUCUAAAUUGUUUAAAUAUUCAACCUUCUAAAAGGCCAAAUUCUACAAAUUUAUUGAAAAUGCUUAAAAAGGCCGCAAUUGACGCUAAUAUUGGUGAAAUUGAUGGGAAUGACAAUAAAAGUAGUUUUAUUGAUUUGGAUGAGGAAAUUGACCAAAUUAAAGAACGUAUAAAAAAUGAAAAUCAAUUUGAGAGGUUUGGUUUUAGUCAAAAAGUAUUAAAUGAACUUUUCUUUCUUUGGAAAUUGUGUGGAAGCAGUUUUGAAACAAUAUUAUUACGUAAAGGAUUAAUUAAAACCCAACCACCUAUUUUGACUUUACCAAGUCUUAUUAUUGAAAACUUUCAUAUGUUUGGUAUAAAUGAGACCGAUAGGAGUAUUUUGCCCCGUUUAAACGAUUUAAACUACUCAAAACGUUUUAUUACAUUAGAAUUUAAAAGAGAACAAGAAGAAAUUAGCAAUGGAGGAAAUACAACAUUUGAUUCUAAAAGUUUUAGAGAAGACGAAGAAACUUGUGUAAUACAAUCAUUACUUGUUAAAGAGAGGGAUAUUGAAUAUCAGUACCAAAGAAUGCGUUUAUUUCGCCAUUUGCUUGCUGCUUGGCCUAGCAAAUCAGAAUUAUUGCGUGCUGAGAGUUGUCACGACAUCCCUCCCGUUUAUCGUGGCGCUGUUUGGGCUGCAAUUCUGGGUGUUUUGCCUUUUAAUAAAAACGGAGAGAAUUUUGAUGAUCAUUUAUGGCAGAGUUUUUAUUCUUUGGACACUUUUUCUGAACAUAUAUCUGACAGACAACUUCAAGUUGAUAUUCCUCGAUGUCAUCAAUAUGACGAAUUGAUGUCGUCUCCACUAGCCCAUCACCAAUUAAAAAUACUCCUUAAAGCUUUACUUGUGAGUAGAAAAGAUGAAUUUGUUUAUUGGCAAGGAUUGGACUCUUUAAGCGCUCCUUUUUUAAUUUUACAUUUUAAUGAUUUAUGUAAGGUUUUUUUCAUUUUUAUAAAAUUUCUUUUUUAA
Meloidogyne enterolobii is the source of this 2055-nucleotide messenger RNA. The record is from the annotation of a GenBank genome assembly. Lineage: Eukaryota; Metazoa; Nematoda; Chromadorea; Rhabditida; Meloidogynidae.